Molecule: messenger RNA, 1239 nt
Organism: Chenopodium quinoa (quinoa)
Lineage: Eukaryota; Viridiplantae; Streptophyta; Magnoliopsida; Caryophyllales; Amaranthaceae
Exons: 4
Coding region: 1-1239 (412 amino acids)
Source: RefSeq, a predicted model, not a curated record
AUGGGGUUUGCAGAGCUAUGGAUUGAGCGGGUUCUACAUUGCAUUUCAACGGUCUCUUUUUUAGUUUUGAUAAAUGGGGCACCUUCGGGGGAGUUUGUUCCUACUAGGGGCUUACGAAAAGGUGACCCUCUAUUCCCGUAUCUCUUUAUUUUACGUGCCGAGGCUCUGUCUGGUUUGUUGUCUGGGGCGGUGGGAAUGGGUCAGCUCCAUGGAGUUAAAGUGACUCAUUUGACACUACCUAUUUCCCUUUUGUUUUUUGCGGAUGAUAGUGUGAUUUUCUCGAAGGCUAAUGUUGAGGAAGUUAAUUCUAUCCGGGAUAUUUUGCAUACCUAUGAGAUAGCGUCCGGACAAAUGGUGAAUUUUGGGAAGACCACGGUCUCAUUUAAUAAGGGGGUUGCUGACAAAAGGAGGGUGGAGCUGGCAAGUUUGCUUGGUGUGGAGGUGGUGGAUGUUCAUGACAAGUACCUUGGCUUACACACGGUAGUGGGGAGGUCAAAAAGGGUGCUUACUAAGGGUAUUAGGGAUAAGUUAUGGAGUCGAAUCCAAGAUUCACUGGGUUGCUUGGAAGAAAUUAUAUUAUGUGAGCCUAAGGAGAAAGGGAGUUUGGGUUUUCGGGACUUCAAAUCUUUCAAUUUGGCUCUACUAGGGAAUGCUGCGGUGAUCAAGGAGCACUUUCUUUCUUUUGAAUGUGAGCGAAUAUUGAGCAUUCCUAUUAGUUCCAGACUGCCAGAGGACUCUCUUUGUUGGGAUCUUAAGAAAGGUGCAUAUUCGGUGCGGCCUUCUUACUGGGUGAUAUUUGGGGAGCUUGAUGCGAAUGAUGCUGCUGGUGCGUUGUGGUAUACUACUGCUUUGCCAAGGGUAAAGCUCUUCUUUUGGAGAGCUUGUAGGGGAACCUUACCCAUUUUGGUGGGACUGGGGAAACGCUUGCCAGGAAGGAGUACAAUUUGCUCGCUAUGUGAAGUUGAGAAUGAAUUUGAACUUCACUGCUUGAAGGAAUGUGUGAUUUCUCGAAUGAUGUGGGAUACGUGUGGUUUCUUGAUGGAUGUGGGAGGUUGUUUUCGCACCUUUGGGGAUAUGGCUGCGGCGGCUCGGAACAAAUGGAUUUUUGAGGGCGAAGCUUGCAAUCUACAACAUUCAUUGGAGUAUGCGACUAAGCUAAUGAGUGAAUUGAAGGGGGAAGAGGGCGAGCUAGUCAGCAUAGGUGGAAGAGCGAAACAGAAAUGGUGUCCACCUGGGUAG